Molecule: messenger RNA, 4432 nt
Organism: Ananas comosus (pineapple)
Lineage: Eukaryota; Viridiplantae; Streptophyta; Magnoliopsida; Poales; Bromeliaceae
Product: trihelix transcription factor ASIL2-like
Exons: 2
Coding region: 180-1091 (303 amino acids)
Cellular component (GO): nucleus
Molecular function (GO): transcription cis-regulatory region binding
Source: RefSeq, a predicted model, not a curated record
AUUAAAAAAAGGUAGCAAAACCUUUGCGCUCCUCACGAGCGAGAGGACGCCGAAGCUCGAUCCCCUCCAUCUCCUCCGCGAUACCCUAACCUAGAGAGAGAGAGAGAGAGAGAGAGAGAGAGAGGAGGAGGAGGAGGAGGAGAUUGAGAGGGAUUACUUACUAGGGUUUGGAGGAGGAGAUGGAGGGGAGGGAGACGAGGGGGCCGCCGAACCCGGCGCUGCCGUACAGGGAGGAUUGCUGGAGCGAGGGGGAGACGUCGGCGUUGGUGGAGGCGUGGGGCGACCGGUACCUCGAGCUGAACAGGGGGAACCUCCGCCAGAAGCACUGGCAGGAGGUCGCCGACGCCGUCAACUCCCGCCGCGGCGCCGCCGUCUCCGCCGGAGCCGGAGGAGGAGGAGGAGGAGGGGGAGGGAGACGGCCGCCGCGCACCGACGUGCAGUGCAAGAACCGGAUCGACACCCUCAAGAAGAAGUACAAGGUCGAGAAGGCCCGCAUCGCCGACUCCGCCGGCGCCCUCCAUAGCCCCUGGCCCUUCUACGCCCGCCUCGACGCCCUCAUCGGCUCCUCCACACCCCCCGCCGCCCCUCACUCCUCCGCAUCCGCCUCCGCCUCCGCCUCCGCCGCCCCUAAAAAGCCCUCCUCCUCCCCUCCCUUCGCCCUCCCCCUGCCCUUCCACCGCAAGGGCUUCCGCAAGGCGGCCGCCGCCGCCGCGGCGGCCGCGGCCGACGACGACGAGGACGAGGAGUCCGGAUCGUCGUCGAGGUCGCUUUCCUCGCGGUCGAAGUUGGGGAAGCGGAGGAGGGGGAGGGAGCGGGACGAUGGGGACGGGAUCCGGGAGCUGGCGAGGGCGAUCGAGAGGUUCGCGGAGAUCUACGAACGGGUGGAGGGGGCGAAGCAGCGGCAGAUGAUGGAGCUGGAGAAGCAGCGGAUGGAGUUCGCCAAGGGGCUGGAGUUCCAGCGGAUGCAGAUCUUCGUCGACUCGCAGGUCCAGCUCGAGAAGAUCAAGCGCUCCAAGCGGGCGGACGCCGGGGAGCCGAUUAGAUCCGUCGCUGCCCUUCAUUUCCUUUCUACCCCGCGGUUCUUUGGAUGAACUAAAGUGCUCGACCGUUCGAUCUCUAGUCUUUACAGGUUGUAAAAUCGAAUCGUCGUUUUAGCUUCUCAAGUUAACCAUCUCCAGGAGAGUAAAUGAUUUACAGCUUGCAAUAAGUGCGUUACAUGAAAUUCAAUUCAUCAGUCAAACUUCUUCUGCCUGAUUGGAAGCAACCUGGGGGAGCACAUCUGUAGAGCUUCAAGCAUCUAACGUGCCAAUCUGAUAUUUCUUUACAUUUGUCAUAGUGGGAAAAACUAACAUGGUUAUUUGAGAGUGAGUUUAGUCGAAACAAUACGUAAACUCUAGUGUUAGUUGAGUUCAACUAGGUGCUGAGAAAGUAUUGUAUAAAGACCCGUGGUUAUAUCCUUUUCAAGAGCUUUCUUCAGUUGUGGGGAAUAGAUUUUUGGUCUCCUCAUACUUGUUGUCGUAAAUGUCAAUUCAUGGCAUGAGAAUAUUGGGUAUAGAUCAAUUACAUUGGAAAUUAUAUGCUAUUCUUUUGUUUCAUUUGCCUAAUGCUUCAAUCUUUCUUUUUGGCAACCAGCAAAGAUAGGUUUGUAAUUUGUCCUCGAGGAAUAAUUGUUUCUGUUUUUACUAUGCUGGUUUGUUCUUCUACACCUCAUAAACACAUGGCAGUAUCGUGUCUCAUUUAUUAGUUUUCCUGUAGAAAAGUUGAUUAGAGAAUCAUGUGUUACCUUUGUGAUCUUUUUUUGAUUCUGAUCUAAUUAGUUGUAUUAGGUUGCACAUGCUGCAUGCGCAACUUUAGUUUGUCUGCCACGUAUAAGUUUUGAAAACCUUUGAACUCUAUCAUGGCUUGAUUAUUCAAUGUUCUGUUGGAAACCUUCUAGAUUAGAGACCACAAUUAAUCUUCCAGUCUUUAUAUAACUGGUAUAUACGCCGCAAGGACUAUUUGCUGCUGCUGAUUAGUUAAAGAUCAAGUUGAAGCCAAAAUAAAAAAGAAAAUAACGAGGAUAUUGCUGUAUUCACAUUAGUGUCUUCCUAAACCUAAAAUGGUAGGAAGCUUCACGCAUAUCUGACAUAGGACUCCUGAUCAACGUCUGCUAAACAUCUAGAGCUUCCCAUGUAUAUUUUCUUUAUCACCUACUUCAUGCACAUAUAAAACGAGACUUUUCAGGACCAUCAACAAAUUAUCAGAAAAAUUUCUCCAGUGUGACCUGAAAAUCUUAUAUUGCAUUCGCAUUUCCGUCGCUCCUGGUCCUUGCUAAAAUUUGUCCACUUUAUCCUACGUCCCAUUGCUCUUACUAUCUAAUCGAAAGCAUUUCAUGCACAUCCUUUUCCCGUUCUUAUUCUUCAUGUUGACGUAUGUUGCAGCUGACAUAUCUGAUAGGUUUUCACAAUCAUGGAGUUUAGUGGCCAUAAGAAGUGUGUGUAACUGUGGCCACUUAUUCUGUCUGUGUUCAAGUGAGUGAAGAAAGAUCCGCACACACAUUCACACCACCAGUUUGUGUAUGUCCCUGUGUCGGUGUUUGUUCUUGUAACGCAUGGAAUCAAUGUUUAAGGAAUAAAUUAACAUGCAUGUGUAUGCAUGCUGGUGUGCAUGUAUAUUUUUGUUGUCUGUGCAUGCCUUUUUCUUUCUGUGGAUGUGCUUGGGUCCUAGGAUUUUGAAGAGAGAGGCAUAUUAAAAAUAAGAUUGUGUAUGUGGGAGAAAGGUUUGGACCUUACUUGCAAUAUUGGCGUAAGGAGCAAGUUUAUGCAACUACUGAAAGUAAAUCGAAAAAAAAAUGGAUGAUGCUAUGGUGAAACAUCUCCAGCAAGACCUUACUGAGAUGGUUUAAAGGAGUUCUGUCUUUGCGUUCUAUAUUGGUGAAUAAAUCAGCAUAAAGAGGAAUGUAGAGGAAUGUUUGUAUGGUCUAUUUAUAUUAUGGCUUGGAUAUGCUUGGUUGAUUAGCUGACGAAGUGCUCUAUUCUGGUAUUUGAGAAUCUGCAACACUUGAUUUAGAAAGAACGACACUUUUAUUAUUGGUAUGAGUGGUCAUAGUAUUAGUUAGAUUUACUUCUUUCUGAUAUAUUUGCUGGAACUAAAAGAAACUAAAUAACAGAAGGCUUAUCCUUGAAUUGCGUCAACAGGUUAGACUUCCGGUAGGUCAAUUUAGCUCGAACAAGUGCAGACCCAUUUUGCCUAAUGGGUCGGCCCAACUUGCAAACUUUUGGUAGGGAAGCAGAAAAGAAGAUGCGAAGAGGAAGAGUGUGACAGAAGUGUUGAGGUGGAGGAUAAAGAAAAUGGGGGAAAGAUUGCAAGAGUUUAGGUGCAUGACAAUGUUCCUGAUGAAAGGUCACUGCAAAAGUCAAAGAGGAAGACAGGAGGGGUUGGUGAUUUUGAGAUUUGGGUGGGAAGCAGAAGGGUCAUGGUGAGAAGAGGUAAAGGGGGACUAUGGGUGUAAGGGGAGGGAGGUUAUGAUCUGAUCUGACUUGCAUCUGGUUGACUAAUCUCCUCUUAAACCCAAACGGUAUAAUCAUCAGGUCUAGUUAAACUAGUUUGUUUAGUUCUGGACUUUAGGUUGGCUUUGCCUGUUUGGGGUUUUGUAUUACCACCAUUUAUAGGAACUAAAUAGGAGUCUUCAAAGAAGUUUUGUUGCGGUACCAAGAUGAAGUGAUGUCAGUAUCAGCAUGUUACUACAGCAGUUGUAGACAAAAUUGUGCACACCACUUACUCUGGCUUAACACUAAUAAUAAUAAUAUAUACAAUAUAAAGCAAUAUAAUCUUAGGAGAUACUAUCAUUUUCCCUAGGAUUGAUAAGAGGCUUGUUGAGACUGCCCUUGAACUGGAUCAAGGACACUAAGAUUCUACAAACUAUGAAAUUUAACUUCAAUUGUUUUACCAACAAGAAUUACUUACAACUGGAAAUAACUGGUGAAUAGAAGGAAAAUUGGGAAAAUUCGAGAGAAGUUAAUGUGCUAAUCAAUAGCAUUUUGUAUAAUUUGAAUGUUCGUGUUUCUCAUUGAGCCCAUUUAAUUCGAACCUUAAAUUAAAUUUGGAAAUUUAACAAAAAGUGCAUAUUUAGACCAAGGUCUGUCCUCUAGGGUUUGUAUUGUGGAUGACCCGUAUUUUAGCAUAACUUGACCUAUUUGUUGCUCCAAGUUAGAUAGUCUAAAUCGGGUAAAUACUAAUAAUGGCCGCAAUAGUUUACUUGAAUCAUAAAUUGACUGUUGGGCUAGAUGUAUUCAUCAGAAUAUAAUGAUCUGCAUUUGAAAUUAUCAUUAAAUAUGAGCAGCAACAUUGUUUACUUUUGUGCCAUUGAGAUGGGUAAAAGACUAACAAAGUAUCUACCAUUCCUCUCUCUCUUAAAAAAAAAAAAAAAAAAAUCAAAUUUGAGGUCCAUUUA